Messenger RNA from Apiotrichum porosum, 1740 nucleotides. RefSeq lists its product as uncharacterized. Gene Ontology annotation, cellular component: nucleus; cytoplasm. Lineage: Eukaryota; Fungi; Basidiomycota; Tremellomycetes; Trichosporonales; Trichosporonaceae. The transcript is spliced from 4 exons. The coding region runs from base 1 to 1740 and encodes 579 amino acids. The record is from RefSeq and is a predicted model, not a curated record. Gene Ontology annotation, molecular function: inositol-1,4,5,6-tetrakisphosphate 3-kinase activity; inositol hexakisphosphate kinase activity. Gene Ontology annotation, biological process: inositol phosphate biosynthetic process; phosphatidylinositol phosphate biosynthetic process.
AUGAGCGAGCUCGAGAACAUCCCAGAGAUCUCAGAGACGGUUUACCACACCCCGGCAUCCGGCAGCCCUCCCCCGCCAUCCUCCUCGCCACCAGCAGCCGUCGCAGUCGUAGUCACUUCAACCGCGCCAACCGGCUCAUCUGGCCCCUCCUCUGCCUCUCAACUCAACACUGCCGCUCAGGACCCGCUUCUUAACCCGCCUAUCGCGUCACCAGCCCCAGACCUCCUCUCCCCGAAACCUCAACGGGCACGUUCGAGCUCCCCAGGCUCUGACAUUAGGGCUGCUACGCCGCUCGAGCACCAGGUUGCGGGACAUGCCGGCGUCAUGGCAGACGAGAGUGGAGAGCUGGUAAUCAAGAUCGUCGUGCUAACGCACAUCAACCUUGCCGUAAUCUACCUCCUACCGCCUGGAAUUCGUACGCUCAUUGUCACCUCACCGGUUGUUGUCCUCUACCUUCCCAACACCAACGGCGCCACCAUCUCAUCGCACAUCACAUCACAUGGCGGCUUGGACAUCGUAAUCGCCGGAUCUCUCCCCACUGUGCAGCCUGCCCUCGCUCGUGAGAUUGCUUUCUACACCCAUGUCGCGUCGGCGUCGCGCCACAGCAGUAUUGGCAUGCUUCGUCCCUUCCUUCCCAAGUUUUACGGUACAUUGCGCCUCGAGGGAAGGCAGGAGGGCGGACGCGUUGUCGCCAUUGAUGGCGCGGGAGAGGUGCCCGAGUCGGUCGUCCUCGAGAACAUUUCGCACCCCUUCACCCACCCGUGUAUUCUUGACGCCAAACUUGGACAGACUCUGCACGGUCCGGACGCCACUCCGGAAAAGGCCGCGCGUAUGGAGAAGAAGGCUAGGGACAGUACUAUCAAGGAGAUGGGAAUGAGGUGGACCGGCUGCCAGACAUGGCACGCUCCAACCGAGACCUUCAUCUCAACUCCCCGUUCAUUCGGGUACGCGCUUACUGCCGAUCGCCUCCCAGAAGGCAUGGCUCGCUUCUUUCCCCUUCCGACCGACACAGUCCCACAUCUCAGCGACGACGAGACUCCCAACCCCAACGCUCCCGAGCACUACACCGCCCACGCCAUGCCUCCGGCACUCACCGCCCGUGUCCUGCGCCUCCUCGACGAGGAAAUCUCCCGCCUGGAAACGACGCUCGAGUCUGUUGAGAUCCGUGCAGUCGGCUCGAGCCUGCUCGUCGCAUACGAAGGAGACACCGAGCGUCUCACCCUCGCCCUGGAUCGGUGGGAUGCCAAAAAGGUGCAGGACGCAGCCAAGAGCUUUGCGUCUCGGGACAACGGCGAUGACGAGUCGGACGACGACGACGACGACCUCCUGUCGUCUGAAUCAGACUCGGACGACGACUCUGACCUGGCCGACGACGGGUUUGUCAAGGCCGACAAGAAGCGUGCGCGGCGCGCCCCGCCCAUCGCCGUGCGCCUCAUUGACUUUGCCCACACCUGGCUCGUGGACGGUGACGGCCCCGACGCAGGCGUUCUGCGCGGACUGUCAACUGUGAGGGCGUUGGUGAACGGCCGGUUGGAGGAAGUGGAGAAGUGGAUGGCGGAGCACUCUCCAGCCACUUCGCCUACGCGGGGCAAGUCCGCAGUCGCUGGUGCUGGUGCCGAUGCCGGCGCUGGUGCCGCCCAGCCUGCCUCGCAGCCGAUUGCCGACAAGACGCCCAGCAGCCCUACAGCGCCAGGACGUCCCAUCACGAGCCCCAAACGCGCGGUCGUUGCGCUUCAAUAA